Cyprinodon variegatus (sheepshead minnow) is the source of this 3292-nucleotide messenger RNA. RefSeq names its product fatty acid amide hydrolase (gene faah). The record is from RefSeq and is a predicted model, not a curated record. Lineage: Eukaryota; Metazoa; Chordata; Actinopteri; Cyprinodontiformes; Cyprinodontidae. Gene Ontology annotation, molecular function: amidase activity; fatty acid amide hydrolase activity. Gene Ontology annotation, biological process: fatty acid catabolic process. The coding region runs from base 102 to 1865 and encodes 587 amino acids. The transcript is spliced from 15 exons.
CGUAAGGAGAUGAGAGGUAGGAAUGUUUAGUGCCGCUUCAUUUACUUUAAUAGCCUCGACUCCAUUCACAGUGAACGUUGUGUUCUGGCUUCAUUUAGCUGAUGGAAACUCUGCAAGAUUUAGUAAAGGGAGUGAAGAUGGAGAGACAGACAGUGGCUCUACUGAGCUCCGCUGCUUGCGGGGUGGGAGCCCUGCUGGUGGUCUUCAAGACCGUCAGCGACCACCGGGCAGCGAAUGAAAAGACCGAGAGGGCAAGGAGCCGGAGGACUGAGAGCCUGCAACGGGCUGAGCAGGAGGUGCUCCGAUACAAACAGGCGCAUAAAUCCUUCGACUCUGCCGCCAUCUUGUCACUGUCUUUGUCUGAGUUGACGAAGAAGCUGCGGGAGGGUUCACUGUGCCCCGAGAACGUGUUUUACUCCUACAUGGAAAAAACUCUGGCUGUUCACAAGAAGCUGAACUGCUGCACAGAAAUUUUGCUGGAGAGUUUUGACCAGCUGAAAAGCGUCGACUCCAACAAGGACGGUCUGCUGUACGGGGUUCCCAUCAGCAUCAAAGACAACGUUUCAUAUAAGAACCAUGACUGCUCCUGUGGCUUGAUCGUAAACCUGGACCAGCCAGCCCAGAAGGACAGCGUGAUCGUGGAAGUGCUGAAGAAACAAGGAGCCAUUCCUUUUGUGAAAACCAACCUGCCACAGGCACUGUUAAACUAUGAUUGCAGUAACCCCAUCUUCGGACAGACUGUGAACCCCUGUAAUGUCCUGAAGACUUCUGGAGGUUCCUCUGGAGGAGAGGGGGCUCUCAUCGGAGGAGGCGGCUCCAUUCUCGGAAUUGGCAGUGACAUAGGGGGAAGCGUCCGCAUACCUGCCUCUUUCUGCGGCAUCUGUGGCUUUAAGCCAACCACAGGCCGGCUCAGUUCACAGGGCAUGGUAUCCAUUUACCGAGGUCAAAAGUGCGUGCUCCCAUCACCUGGACCCAUGGCGCGGGAUGUGGACAGUUUAGCUCUGUGCAUGCAAGCUCUUCUCUGUGACCACAUGUUUUCCUUGGACCCCACUGUGCCACCUUUGCCCUUUAAUAACCAGACGUACCAAAGCUCCAAGCCUCUCAGAAUUGGUUACCUUGAGAAUGAUGGGUACUCACUGCCUCCUCCGAGCAUGGUUCGCGGCCUCAGAGAGGUCAAAGCUUUGUUGGAGCAGGCCGGGCACACCGUUGUGCCUUAUGAACCUCUGAGGGUGAACGAAGUUGUCACUGAACUCAUCAUAAAGGGUUUGUUUGCAGAUGGAACCACCAGCAUGCUACAAAAACUGAAGGGGGGGCCUUUGGAUCCCUGCCUCAGGCCACAGGUUACCACGUACUCUAUCCCCAAGUGGUUGAAGAGAACCCUCAUGUUCCUGAUGAAGCCCUUUUCUCCUCGGAUCCCUGCUGUCCUGGGCGCCCUCUGUGGAGUCAGAUCACCCCCAGAUGUUUGGAAGCAGCAUGCUGAUGUGGAGGACUACAUUUCUGAGACGAUUGCACACUGGAGGAAACACAACAUAGACGUGCUGCUGUGCCCCAUGAUCGGACCAGCUUUCAACUUUCUGUACUGCGGCCAACUCACAUGUCUCGCCAGCAUAACAAUGCUGUACAAUCUGCUAAAUUUUCCGGCUGGUGCGGUCCCCGUAUCCACAGUGACGUCGCAGGACGAGGAAGACCUCAAAGAUUUUAGGGGCAAUUACCAGGACACCUGGGACAAGCUGCAUAAACAGGCUGUGAGUGGGGGCGAGGGUUUACCCGUGGCGGUGCAGUGUGUGGCCCUGCCGUGGCAGGAUGAGCUCUGCCUGCGCUUCAUGAAGGAGGUGGAACAACUCGUAAAACACAAGAAACCUUAGAACUAUGUCGUUGUCCUGCACCACACAGCCAAGCAAAAUUAUUUCUGGAGUGGUGCAUUAUGAGCACAUUAUGUUUGAUAAAAAUUCAGGUUUUACAUGAGGUAGGUAAAGCUUAAUAACUGCAGCAAAAAUCCUUAACAUUGUGAAAAGGGAAAAAAAAAAAGCAAACGAAAAAGAAGAGAAGGAAGGUGAUUAAUGAUUUCUUAAAAGUAGCUAAUAGUUUGUAAGAAAAAAAACAAACAUUAAAACUGAUUUAUUUUGGGGGUGGUAAAAAUAUUUUUGAACAAUAAAUCUACUUAAUGCUAGCAACAGUAUUUUAUUAGUAAAUACUUUGCAUUGCCUAUAUUGAAAUGCCAAGUAAUUUAGAAAUGUUUAUUAAUAUUUCUUGUUUUGUUUUUUUACUUUGCAUAUAAAUUCUAAAAGAAAUUUUUUUAAAAGCAAGUCAUAUUUUUUUAUAGCUGUAUUUGAUCUUGACCAGAACACAAAUGACACAUUCCAACAUGGGCAAAAAAAGUGUGCAAUUAAUGUAAAACAAUUUGUAUAAUAAUCCUAGCUUCUGUAAAGAAUAAUAAAGAUAAAAUGUCAUAUUGAUUUUUUUGUUAUUAAAUAUCUAAUAUGAUUUAGCAAAUAAAAAUGAUAAAUAACUGGAUAUCAUUUUUCAGAAUCAGGAGAUUAUUUUCUUGUUAUAUGUACACUUAUUCCUCUGAACAUCUGGGUAAAUUCUGGGAUGCCUUUACAGUGAAGCAGGUGGCGGAGUUAAUAUUUAAUAAAGUAAUAAAAAAUAAAGGUAUGCAUGUUUUUAAGACACCUGUCUGCUUUGAUGACCUAAAACCUCUUUGUUUUUCCUCUACACAUUCACAUCGCUGAGCAGCACAUGAGUGAAGAUCAUUUUUAUUCAUAUUCAGAAUGGUUGUUGCGUUGAUGCCUUUGCUGGAAAAAGGAAAGAGAUAAAGGAGACUAAUGACACAUGGCGCCUCCAUCUUCAAGGCUAGUGCACCGUGUCCUCAUAUAGUGAUUACCCCGUGUUAUUGUAAAUAUGUGUUUCUGUUGGGUUUACAUAAAUUUACAUACGUGUGUAAACACUCCUGGAAUGGGAAACCAUUAGAGGCGAUGUCGGCGUUUUCCAUUACGGCCUCUCUGUUUCGUUUUUGUUGUGUUUUUUUUGGUUUGCACUUCAGCCGUCUAUCCAAAUGGAAAUGGGCCGCACGCACGGCGGAGGACGGAGGGCACAUUAGGUGAGGAGGAGAGCGGGAAUUGAGAGGUUGUUCUUAGCAUUAUCUGCAGCACAUAGAGAGGCAGUGUGCCUCUUGCUGUGCCACUCAGUCAGGGUGCAUUAAGCCUUAAGAGCCAGUGAAGAGACUCAGGUCUUCAGAGGGAACUUGACAUUGUUCAUAAAUCCCUCAGGAUCGGAGACAGAAUUAAGGACA